UCCAUUUCCAUUUCCAUUUUUGCAAAAGAAAAUCGUAAGAAAAGGAUGUGGUCUUUCAGAGUCUCCGUGAACGAUAUGAAGGUUCUAAUAGAUCCGUUGAUAACAUUGGGAUUGGUGGAUAUAAUGGCGGAUGGAAUAUUUUCACCGGAUAUGUUUUGCAUAAUGGCGGAUUCAGAUGUUUCCAUUCACAGCGCCUUCGGCAUUGAACUCUUGCCUCCAUUCUUCGACACUUUCUACGCCGACGAAGUUCGUCAACUAUUCUGGUUCCGCCUUACUCAUCUUUUUCCUCUUGCCGUACAAUUGCUAGAAUCUGGUUACACUUCUUUCACCUUCUCUAUCGAACGUUUCCGUUACAAUCACGCCCAAUUCAGAUUCGAAGGACCAAAUGGGCUUCUUCGCGAAGUUAAUUUCCUAUUGACUCCUGUCGUCCGUCCCUUGAGCAUUGGCGAAAUUGAUCUCUCUGCCUUUGUUACCAUGGAUUCUCAAGAAUUCUCCAACAUUAUCUCUGAAUAUCAUAUGUUUGAUUAUGUUCAAGUUAUUAUAACCAACAGACGGGUAUCAUUCUCUUAUGCAAUUAUACAAGAGACGAUUAUUACUCCACAGGAUGGGCAAUGCAUAAUCGGGGGUAUUAGACCACCUAAUGAAGUUCAAUUCAUAAUUACUAUGAGUCAACCAGAUGCUUUCUAUCAUUUUGCAAGUCAAUCGAAGAGAAUAUGGCUGUUUAAGGAAGUUAAUUCUACCAAAGGAAUAAUUACUGCCCCUCUUGGAUUGCAUGGUCGACUUGUCUCUUUUUUCUGUGAUUCUUCUGCAUGAUCUCGAUGAUUGAAUCACAUAUAAUUCCAUACUAUAUGUUUCUCUAUUUUCCUUUUUGUAUAAAAAUAAUGACAUAUGUUCAAGAAGUUCUCCAUAAUCUCGAUGAUUGAAUCAGUACUUAUAAUUCAAUAUUAUAUGUCUCUACGUACGUUUUCUUCUUUGUAUAAAAGUAAUGACAUAUGUUCAAGAAGUUUAGUUGUAAAUUGUUGGAUAUGAAAUAAA
Cucumis melo (muskmelon) is the source of this 1035-nucleotide messenger RNA. RefSeq lists its product as uncharacterized. The transcript has 4 exons. Lineage: Eukaryota; Viridiplantae; Streptophyta; Magnoliopsida; Cucurbitales; Cucurbitaceae. The record is from RefSeq and is a predicted model, not a curated record. Bases 46 to 813 code for a protein of 255 amino acids.